This is a messenger RNA of Polyodon spathula (Mississippi paddlefish), 3292 nucleotides long. Its product is annotated as sushi domain-containing protein 1-like. The record is from RefSeq and is a predicted model, not a curated record. The transcript has 14 exons. Bases 212 to 2056 code for a protein of 614 amino acids. Lineage: Eukaryota; Metazoa; Chordata; Actinopteri; Acipenseriformes; Polyodontidae. Gene Ontology annotation, molecular function: calcium ion binding.
CAUCCACUAGUGCGAUCGGUAGAACCAUGGAUUAGAUAGAUUCCCCUCCAACACCAGAAAGACGAGGAAUCUCAUUUUUGAAAACCACCUUUUCCAGCCUGUUCCGAAUCCCGGUUAUCACUACUGGUCAGAAGUGAGAAGACAGCAGACAGGAAAAGGUCUGAGGUGCGGAUAAAAAGAAGAGACGCCACUCUGGAGAAGCUGAAACAAAAUGAAAAGGAAUAUUGUCAGAAUGUUCUGGAGCAGUGCUGAGGGGUGCUUUGCCUUGCUUCUGCUUCUCAUGUUCACAAGAGUACAAGAGGGUCAGGCCAUAUCAACUGGUGAUGCCAUAGACAUCUGUGCCACUUGUCAUGCCAAUGCUACGUGUGACAAGAAGACAGAUGGCAGUGGUGGGAUGGUCUGCAACUGCAUGUAUGGGUUUGUAGGAAAUGGGAGGACACAUUGCCAGGACAAAGACGAGUGCCAGAUUGGUGCCACCAACAUCUGUGGUGAACACACAGCCUGCUAUAACACGUAUGGGAGCUUCUACUGCACCUGUCUGGGUGGGUACAGCCCCUCCAACAGAUUGGCCACGUUCAUUCCAAAUGACGGAACCUACUGUAAUGCUGUGGAUUGUGGUUCCCCUCCUAUCAUUCCACAUGCUUUCCUGCUUUCAGCAACUGGAACAAGCUAUGGGAGUGUAGUUAAAUACAGUUGCCUCCAAGGGUAUGUCUUGAAAAGUGGAAAUGGCACGACCUUAUGUAACGCAGGGGGAGAAUGGGAAGGUCCCAGUUUGGUGUGUGAAGUUUUUGUAGAGAGAGGAAAAAAUCGCUGUGUUUGUACAGCCAACGGAUUCUGGGCGAAUAUUACUCUAACUUGUAAAGAAAUCAACUGUGGAAUACAGCCGCCUGUACAAUAUACUGAUAUGAUCUGGGACAACACCUCACAGCUUGGGAGUGUGGUUUACUAUAAAUGCAAGGAAGGAUUUUACACAGAGGAAGGAAAAAACUACUCUGUUUGUACAGCAAACAUGCGGUGGGAAAAUAUUACUCUAAAAUGCAAAAGGUAUUUGUAUCGCACUGUAAAAUUUGCAAUACUGUGUACAAUAGAAGUUGUAUUUUCAAUGUUUUUUUUUUUUUUCAGUCCCUGGGGCGACAAUGUCUACUGCAGCUUAACAGGCGUGCCUCAGUAUUACAUAAAGGUCGGGGUCCCCAAUAAGGUCCUGGUCCAGAAUAUAUAUUUUAAAAUAAUUACUUCUGUGCUUGUUUUAAUAUUUUCUUUUGUAUUUCUUUACAUUUUUUUUGUAGAAAUCCCUGCCAUCAGCGACCUUAAUUUUAAAGAAGGAUGUUUAAAAUGGAGAGCACACAGACUAAAGGAAACGUACAGCUUUAAAUUGGAGGGGCUUAGGGGCUAUCAGAAGGACUUCCUGGAUAAAAGGAUAAUAAACUUUACCUCAGGAGAUGACAAUCCAGAAAUCUGCUUGACCCUGCAGCCGGGGACAAACUAUACCAUCAACAUCACUGCACUGUCAGCAGGGUAUUCGAUACGGACCAGCAUCACUACAAGCAUUGCGGAUCCUCCGGUACCAGAAGUUGCGUUCAUAGUUGCAGAAGGCCCAUUGCCUCCUCUAAGACUCCUAAGAGCAGCAGAAACAAAUGGCCCGAUAAGUCUUUAUCAGGUGGUUGUCUUACCAAUGGAUGGGUCCCUUGUGUUCAACUGCAGCUCUGUCAAUAUGCCAAACUUCUACAAUAAGAAGGGGAGAAGGGGAGCAUAUGUGACGGCAGAGUUCCAUGCAGAGAAUAUAGCAGACGAGCUGGUCUUCAAUGUCGGAGAUCGCCAAUACUACGGGGACUACUAUAAUGCUCCUUUAGAGGGAGGGAGGGGCUACAACAUCAUACUGAGAGUGGUUAGCGAAUGGUGCAAGGUGAGGAAACAGUCCUGUGUCAACUGGGCUCAGACAAAGGGUUUAUCACACACCAUACAGCAUGUAACUAUUUUGGCUGGAGGAUCAGUGGGAGUGAUAGGAUUUAUUUUAUUCCUGGGUUUUUCCAUUGUUUGGUACUGCAAGAAGAGAUGAGACACGUGAUCAAAUGGCUGAUGACAACCUACAGUACCACUUCUCACCGGGAACACUACUCUUUCUAUUGACGAGCAAUAGAUUCAGACAAUGUUCAGACUGUUGACAUGCUUCCAGUAUUCAAUUCAAAGAGCUUGAUUUGCAGCUGCACUGAUUAAAGUCAAUGUAGUGCUUAGCUUGUUUUAGGGGUGUUUUAACCUCGGGGUUGUGAGUGUACUCCAAUCAACAUUUUAAUUGGAUUUAGGUAUUUAUUGAAAAAGCUUCUAUUUGCUUAAAUCUUGCUUUGAUGAUAAUCAGCACUACCAAUAACUAAUGCCAGACAGUUUUCAGCACACAAUGAUUCCAGGGGAGGUCCAAGCAGGAGUCUUAAAGUGUGUUGGCUCUGAAUCUCUGAGGCUAUUUUUUAUAUUGACUUUUUGAUACCUGAAUAACAACCACCCAUUGGGAAAUAUGUAGGGGUACCUCAUAUUUUACAUCCAAUCCAAUACGGGGUGACUGACAGCCAUCUUGUGAAUUUUCCCAUUACCGCGAUUUCCCCUUAGUCAAUGGUUUCCCCCUUAGUCAAUUAUUACCCUUUGUAUUGUGUAAGUGUGUGUUGAGUCGAGUUUGGAGAGAAUCUGCUCAGAAAUGUGUAUCUAGUGACCCUUUUUAACUUAUUAAAACAAAUUAAAAAACAAAAAAGUAGGUGAUUAUUUUGUAGUGUGUAUGUAUGUGUAUAUAUAUGAGAUAUAUGGUAUGGCUUAAUUUUUCAUGUUUUGAAUUGUCUCGUAAAAUAAAGUCUUCGAUUAUUUAACUGCCAUUGUCAGUAGCCGUAGCUGUAGUUUGUAGGCAAAUAAAUGAAAAAUAUUUUGAAUGCAUUUUUUUUUUCUUUUUUAACAUGUAUAGCGUGUGGUUGCAUUAGACUGAACUCAUAUCAUUUUAAUGUGAGAUGCUUAUCUGGUGUUUCUGUUUCUCCAUUUAAAAUGAUUUUGUUAAAAUAUUAGCUCCUUUUGCAAAACAAAUUAUAAAAACAAUUGUUAUUUGUGACAACAAAAAAAAGAUUUAAAUAUUGCUUCAUCAGAACCUGAUCUUCUAUAAAGCAUGUGCACAGUAGGUUCAUAACAGUUAAAAUGUGAUUGUUGAAAGCAUAGCUCUAAAUCAAUUAUCAGUAAGCUUUUAAAAGUGCCUUACCAAAUGUUGGAUAAAUGAGGUUAUUUUAUUUGCAAUGAAUCUAUGUUCAAUAAAUGGUGUUUUUCA